AUGGAGCCCAACAGCCCCCGCAAGAUCCAGUUCACGGUGCCGCUGCUGGAGCCGCACCUCGACCCGGAGGCGGCCGAGCAGAUCCGCCGGCGCCGACCAACUCCUGCCAACCUGGUUCUCAGCAGCGACCAGUCAUCUCCAGAGGUUGACGAGGACCGGCUCCCCAACCCCCUGCUGAAGUCGGGCCUGGCCAUGUCGCCCCGGCAGAGGAAGAAGGUGUCCCGCACCACCCCGACCAUGAAAGAGCUGCAGAUGAUGGUGGAGCACCACCUGUGCAAGCAGGCGCGCGGCGAGGAAGAGGAGGAGGAGGAG
Messenger RNA from Nothoprocta perdicaria, 312 nucleotides. RefSeq names its product protein phosphatase 1 regulatory inhibitor subunit 1A (gene PPP1R1A). The record is from RefSeq and is a predicted model, not a curated record. Gene Ontology annotation, biological process: intracellular signal transduction. Gene Ontology annotation, cellular component: cytoplasm. NCBI's taxonomy places the organism in Eukaryota, Metazoa, Chordata, Aves, Tinamiformes, Tinamidae. The transcript is spliced from 5 exons. Gene Ontology annotation, molecular function: protein phosphatase inhibitor activity. The annotation marks the transcript as partial.